Molecule: messenger RNA, 1112 nt
Organism: Amborella trichopoda
Lineage: Eukaryota; Viridiplantae; Streptophyta; Magnoliopsida; Amborellales; Amborellaceae
Source: RefSeq, a predicted model, not a curated record
AAAGGACACCUCUCUCGUGAAUUCGGCUCUCAUAAGGUCUCCAUCUCUCUCUUUCGCAUGUUCGAGUAGCAUUCUCUCUUGUAUUCGGUUCUCUGCAGCAUUUCUCAAGCUCAGAGUGUUGGAGUAAAAGCCCAUGAAUUUUUCGAAAUCUCCCCUCUUCUCCAUUAUUCAGGGUUUUAAGACCUUCCCUGAAAUUCAGGUUUUUCUCCUUUACUACUUUUGCUGGUGAGUCUGGGAGAAUUGGAAUUUUCUUAGGUCUGAGCUUUCCUACAGUGACGGCCGUUCUUUUGAAAAUAACAAAAGAGGUGAGGAAGUGGCUCAUAUUGUUGGAGAAAGACUGACGAAUCUCCACCGUCCAUUGUUUGAGAAGAAAGGCAGAUGCCCCAUGAUAAAUUGGGAACUGGCUAUUCUGUCUAAUAAUUCCUCGUGGGAUUGAAUACAAUCAAUGAGCCCCCAUAACAAGAAGGAAAUGUUUUGAGCGUGGUUUUGAUCAAUGGGGACGAGAGAGGUUUACGAGGAGAAGCUUCGAUCGGGGAAUUUGUAUCAUCAGCCUACCAUUAAUCCAGGCCUUGGCUCUGCUCGUUGCCCCCGCUGUUUGUCUCUCAUAAACCCUAAUUCUGCAAAUGCUGAAUGGGCCAUAACAACUGUUUUGGAUGAUGUAGCAGCAGUGGCUGGUUCAGGAGCUGGAGGACUGCUAAGUGCUGUUCACGGUUUCAAUACAGGUUUGAGAUUUAUACGGAAUCAUGUUAAGGGACCCAUGUGGCUACAUUUACUCAUUGGGCUCCCUCCUAUCCUUUGUUGGUCUGCUGCUGGUGCUGCAUUAGGAGGGUUUGCUACACCAAAAUUUGCACAGCUGUAUGUGACUUCAUAUUAUGCAGCAUCGGGGGCUUCGCAUUAUGCAAUAUCUCAGAUUACGAGGCGGAUAGAGCGAGUAGAUUCGUAACGAAACCAACAUGAAAACAGGGCUUGAGGAUUCACAAAGUUAAAAUUAUUAUCCAAAUGAUUAUGAUGUACUUUUUCCUUUGAUGUUUCUUUUUUUUUCUUUUUUUUGUAAUUUAAUGAGAACGAGCUGUAUGCGAUAUUUUUUCAUAUAUGGAAAGGUUUUUAAUUAA